AUGGCUAGGAUCAGUUUUUCCUACCUCUGCCCAGCCUCCUGGUACUUUACUGUGCCCACAGUGAGCCCAUUUCCCCGCCAGCGGGUGGCAUUCCUAGGACUCUUCUUCAUAUCCUGUCUCCUUCUCCUUAUGUUAAUCAUGGACUUUCGACGUUGGGGUGCUUCAUUGCCACGAGAUAGGCAAUAUGAAAGAUAUUUGGCUCGAGUAGGGGAUCUUGAAGCUACUGACACUGAAGACUCAAAUCUAAACUAUGGACUUGUUGUGGACUGUGGCAGCAGUGGCUCCCGGAUUUUUGUUUAUUUUUGGCCAAGACAUAAUGGGAACCCCCAUGAUUUGCUGGACAUCAAACAGAUGAGAGACCGCAACAGCCAACCAGUGGUUAAAAAAAUCAAGCCAGGGAUCUCUACAAUGGCAGACACUCCUGAACAUGCCAGUGAUUACCUUCGUCCUCUGCUGAGCUUUGCUGCUGCUCACGUGCCUGUGAAGAAGCACAAGGAGACCCCCCUCUACAUUCUGUGCACCGCAGGCAUGAGGCUUCUUCCUGAGAGGAAGCAGUUGGCUAUCUUGGCUGACCUAGUGAAAGAUUUACCACUGGAGUUUGACUUCCUCUUUUCACGGUCUCAGGCAGAAGUGAUCUCUGGGAAGCAAGAAGGGGUUUAUGCAUGGAUUGGAAUCAACUUUGUUUUGGGAAGAUUCGACCAUGUGGAUGAAUCAGAUGCUGAAGCUCCCCAGGAAUUGACAGCAGGACGCAGAAGGACAGUAGGAAUACUGGAUAUGGGGGGAGCCUCUCUCCAAAUAGCUUAUGAAGUUCCUACCUCAACCUCAGUCCUUUCUCCAAAAGAGGAAGAGGCUGCGAAGAUCUUGCUGGCGGAAUUCAACCUGGGCUGUGAUGUGCAUCACACUGAGCAUGUGUAUAGGGUUUACGUCACCACCUUUUUGGGUUUCGGGGGCAACUUUGCCCGACAGCGCUACGAAGACCUGGUGCUGAAUGAAACUCUUAGCAAAAACAGGUUGUUGGGCCAGAAGACAGGUCUGAGUCCUGACAGUCCAUUUCUGGAUCCUUGCCUGCCCGUGGGACUCACCGAUGUGGUGGAGAGGAACAGCCAGGUGCUGCAUGUCCGAGGAAAAGGAGACUGGUCCACUUGUGGGGCAAUGCUGAGCCCCCUGCUGGCUCGCUCUAACACCAGCCAGGCCUCCCUGAAUGGCAUCUACCAAUCACCUAUUGACUUCAACAACAGCGAGUUCUACGGUUUCUCUGAGUUCUUUUACUGCACGGAGGAUGUGUUGCGCAUCGGUGGCCGCUACCACGGGCCAACAUUUGCCAAGGCUGCUCAGGACUACUGUGGAAUGGCUUGGUCAGUACUAACUCAGAGAUUCAAGAAUGGCCUUUAUUCAUCCCAUGCAGAUGAGCAUCGACUCAAAUAUCAGUGUUUUAAAUCGGCUUGGAUGUACCAAGUCCUUCAUGAAGGAUUCCACUUUCCCUAUGACUACCCAAACCUACGGACCGCCCAGCUAGUAUAUGACCGGGAGGUUCAGUGGACGCUGGGAGCCAUUCUGUAUAAAACACGGUUCCUACCACUCAGGGAUCUACGGCAGGAAGGUGUCCGACAGGUCCACAGUAGCUGGUUCCGUCUCUCCUUUGUCUACAACCACUAUCUCUUCUUCGCCUGUAUCCUGGUGGUGCUAUUGGCCAUCGUCCUGUACCUUCUGCGGUUACGCCGAAUUCACCACCGACAAACUCGAGCCUCAGCUCCAUUGAACUUGCUGUGGAUUGAAGAGAUGGUGCCCAUGAUUGGGGUACAGGUGGGGCCAUGA
Pipistrellus nathusii (Nathusius's pipistrelle) is the source of this 1815-nucleotide messenger RNA. The record is from the annotation of a GenBank genome assembly. NCBI's taxonomy places the organism in Eukaryota, Metazoa, Chordata, Mammalia, Chiroptera, Vespertilionidae.